UUGCUAAAUUGUACUUAUAACUUGUGUGAAUAUCAACUUUUUUUUUUUGUUAUAACGUGUUAGUGGAGUGGAAGAAAGAAAGGCUUGCCUAUCUGCAAGCGGGUGCGUUUGUUUACUUCACGACGAAGCGUUAACUAUUGUCCGACCAACACGUCUGCUGCGUCAGUGUUUGUGUUAAGUGAUUUGGAAGGACGAUAAGGACCGAUUCCUGUGUCGUAAAGACGUGUGUCUAUGGCGUGCACGUACGAUUUUGAUGACGCUUGGUCACGCUACUGAAAUAGCUCGAGCUGUUUAUAACCGUGCGUCAUAAUACAUCUGGCACCGCGGCAUUCCAGAGCAAACAUGACAACUGCCAAAGGUCCUGGAUUGUACGAGUUCCUCAUCGAAGCGGAACUUCAGCAAUACUAUGCCGGUAUCAAGAACGAUCUCAAGGUGCAGAAUGUGCCACAACUCAAGUACGUCACCGAGGACGACCUGCACAGCAUCGGGAUGUCGCGGCCAGAAGUCCGGCGCCUCAACAAGUACUUCCAGAAGCACUUUCCACAGAACUACCUCUCCAAGCUCAAAAAGAUGAUCCUGCCGGGCAGCCGUCGGGGCGACGAGCAGCAGGUGGCGUCGAUGGUGGCGAUGCUGCCGGACGAGGGGCCGGACAAGCCGGCGGUGCGCGUCCCCAACAAGCACAUCAUCCCCGCAGAGGCCAUCAUCGUCAACAAGGAGCUCGGCUCGGGGGAGUUCGGCGUCGUGCAGCAGGGCGUCUGGACCAACGACGGCGAGAGGAUCCAGGUUGCCAUCAAGUGCCUUAGCCGUGAGAGGAUGCAGAACAACCCGAUUGAGUUCCUGAAGGAAGCCGGCAUCAUGCACUCCAUAGACCACGAGCACAUCGUUCGUCUCUACGGGGUGGUCCUCGACACGGGAGCUCUGAUGCUGGUGACGGAGCUGGCUCCGCUGCGCUCGCUGCUGGAGUGCCUGAAGGAGCCGUCGCUGCGGCCCAGUUUCCCCGUGCUGACGCUCUGCGACUUCGCCGUGCAGAUCUGCGACGGCAUGCAGUACCUCGAGGCCAAGCGGCUCAUCCACAGGGACCUUGCAGCACGUAACAUCCUAGUGUUCUCGAAGAACAAGGUGAAGAUUUCAGACUUUGGCCUCUCGAGGGCCCUGGGUGUGGGAAAGGAUUACUACCAAACCAACUUCAAUGUCAACCUCAAGCUGCCUAUUGCAUGGUGCGCCCCAGAAUGCAUCAGCUACCUGCGCUUCACGUCCGCUUCGGACGUGUGGGCGUACGGCGUGACUCUGUGGGAGAUCUUCAGUUACGGCUUCCAGCCGUGGGCCGCGCUCACCGGCCAUCAGAUCCUCGAGGCCAUUGACGAGCCAAAUUUCCAGCGCCUCGAACAGCCGGACUGCUGCCCGAAGGAGUACUUCAACGUGAUGCUCAAGUGCUGGCAGCACGACCCCGGCAAGCGGCCCAGGUUCGCCGACCUCAUGGAGCUGCUGCCCGAGUGCAAACCGGAGCAGGUGCAAGCCGUCCAAGACUGCUGCGAGGAGCCUGCAAAGGCCAAGAGGGAGCAGCUGCUGUACCGCGUGGGUGACGUCAUCACCGUGCUCGACAAGGGGCCGAUCCCGAAUGUGUCGGGCUGCUGGAAAGGUGUCCUGAACAGUGGCAAGACGGGCCUCUUCAACCCGGCGCACACGGUCGCCUACCUAGGCUCGAACCUGCCUGCAGCACCCGGCGGAAAGCCCGGGGAGUUCGUCCGAGGAGACGGGAAGAACCCAUACUCGUCCCGUCGGAGGCUGCGCCCGGAGAUGAUAUCGCGGCCGCAAGGCGACCUGAAGCACACCGGCCACGUGGGGCUGGACGGCUCCUACUUCGGGGACAUGUCCUUCCUCGGCGGCAAGCAAUACCAGCACCUGCCGCACCAGGUGGUGGCACCCUACAAACCGCAGGAGGACUCGGAGCCCGCGGGUCGGGCCCCGGGGCAGGACCAGUCGGACCGCGCUCCGCUGCUCAAGCCAGUCCCCCAGAAGAUGGCAGACUGUGACGUGGCACCAAAGAGCAAGGUGCAGCUGGUGACGGACCACGAGUACCACGAGAUCAGUGACGAGGAGAGCCUGCCGCCCCCGGCCGACAGCCCCUGCUUUGAGAAGUCGUUUGACCUCGGGCCGAGCCUGCUGGAUGAGAUGGAGUCGAUGAUCCGCGGACUCGGCAGCUCCGGCUCCGGCGCCGGCUCUGGCGCAUCCACGCCACCCCCGCCCUCCCCACUGGACGAGACGACCAACGUCCGCAACGAGCUGCGCGAGAUUGCCGCCAAGGUCACGUCGACCACCGGCCGCAAGAAGCAGGCUACGGUGAAGCCCAUCUCGGCAUCGGACGAGAAGACUCUGGACAGUGCGAUCGCGAUGGCGCACGAGCUCGCCGCGCGCUCCAUGUCGGAGCUGGACAGCGGCGGGGGGAGCCCCCCGGAGUCACCCCACACUCCAGCCGGAGGGCGACGCAAGUUUUCGUUCCGCUUCCCUGCCCCCUCCGCCUCCUCUCUGUCCGGCGGCGGCGGGGGUGACGGUGGCGGUACCGGCACGACGGGGCGUGGCCGCCGUCACGAGGUGCGGCGCACCUUCUCCGAGGAGGCGGCGUCCAUCCCAGACAUUCAGUCGUCUCUGACGGAGGAGGCUCGUGCCGCCUACACGACGCUGGUGGAGGCUCCCGCUGCGGCAGUGACUGUGCCGGUGCCGGGCGUGGCGAGUGCGGUCUCCGCCGAUGCCGGUUCCAACCCGCUGCGGCUGCUGCGGUCGGGGCCGCUGCCGGUGGCCGUGCGGCGCCCGCGGGGGGCGCAGCAGCCGCAGCCGCUGCCGGCGCCCAGGGCCCUCGGAGCACCGCCUCCGCCCCCGGCGCAGGGGAGACCUCGUAGUAGGGAGACUGGCUCGGAGGACGAGGGACCGUCGCCGAGCCCGACGUCCAGCGACGGAGCCAACCCGAUCCCGCUCCCACCGCGCGACCGUUCGCGGCCUCCCGCGCCUUCCAAGCCGCGCCACCAGCGGAAGCACCCGCUCAUCAUCCCCGGCGGGGGCGUGUCGCGAACGCUGGCACGCCUCGGCAGUGCCGACUCCGACGAGGGGGCGGACGAUCGCGACCGACUGUCACCACAGCUACAACGGCGGGGUCACUCGCCACCCCCGCGGCUCGACGAGGCGGAGGAGGAGGAUGGCGGUGACACGUCGGAGCCACCUCGGAACGGGCAGGUGGCGACAGAGACGACGGCCGACGCUGAUAGGACGGGCAGCCCCUGUGACGGGGACGACAGCUUCGAGAGGCACAUUGCGGACGAGCUGGAGGCACUGGACGCGAUGGAGGAGGAGCCGGGGGUGGGCGCGGGAGCGGGCCCACGGCCGGACGGCCACGCCGUCUCGUGCGAGGACCUGCUGGAGUUCGCGUCGCCACGGACGGCGGGCCCGAGGCGCGGCGCCGACUCCGACGAAGUCCGUAUCAUGCGGAAAGUCCUCGGCCCCGAGCUGUUACACAGGGUGUCACAGGAGGAGUGA
Schistocerca americana (American grasshopper) is the source of this 3528-nucleotide messenger RNA. It is a transcript of the gene Ack-like, whose product is annotated as activated Cdc42 kinase-like. Gene Ontology annotation, biological process: protein phosphorylation. The record is from RefSeq and is a predicted model, not a curated record. Gene Ontology annotation, molecular function: protein binding; protein tyrosine kinase activity; ATP binding. Bases 343 to 3528 code for a protein of 1061 amino acids. The transcript has 20 exons. Lineage: Eukaryota; Metazoa; Arthropoda; Insecta; Orthoptera; Acrididae.